Messenger RNA from Aspergillus pseudonomiae, 3224 nucleotides. RefSeq names its product bifunctional anthranilate synthase/indole-3-glycerol-phosphate synthase. The transcript has a single exon. The record is from RefSeq and is a predicted model, not a curated record. NCBI's taxonomy places the organism in Eukaryota, Fungi, Ascomycota, Eurotiomycetes, Eurotiales, Aspergillaceae. Bases 283 to 2607 code for a protein of 774 amino acids. Gene Ontology annotation, cellular component: cytosol. Gene Ontology annotation, molecular function: indole-3-glycerol-phosphate synthase activity; anthranilate synthase activity; phosphoribosylanthranilate isomerase activity. Gene Ontology annotation, biological process: L-tryptophan biosynthetic process.
CAACGCCUAUCUUGGUUUAGUGCAAGGCGGUGAGACUAAAUUUUGCGCAGUUUGACAGACAAACCCGUUUGGGAAAGGCGAUGGAUAUUAGUAUCGGGGCCGGAAUGCUUCAGUGAGUCAAAUGCCCCGCAUUAAAACAAUUCGUUGCCCAAACCUGAAGAAAGGUGAGUUAGAGCUGUUGCUUGAGUAAUAGACUUCUAUCUACGCUUAUAAUUCUCACGUAUCUUGUUCUUUUCAAUUAUUAUUACUGACUCUGACACCUCUUAUAUCCAGGUCUUAGUCAUGGCGGGCUCCGAUCUCGUUGACCAUUCCCCUCACCAUCCCACCAAAGCCUCACGGCUUGAUAGCGCUUCAAAUGUCAUUCUGAUCGACAACUAUGAUUCUUUUACUUGGAAUGUUUACCAGUAUCUGGUUCUUGAGGGCGCCACCGUCCAGGUGUUUCGCAAUGAUGAAUUAUCCUUGGAGGAAUUGAUCGCCAAAAAGCCGACUCAAUUGGUCAUCAGUCCUGGUCCGGGCCACCCGACCACGGACGCUGGAAUCAGUAACGCUGCAAUUCAAUACUUCAGCGGUAAAGUACCAGUUUUUGGUGUGUGUAUGGGUCAGCAGUGCAUUAUCUCUUCCUUUGGUGGCAAAGUCGAUGUCACAGGCGAGAUCUUGCAUGGUAAGACGUCAGUGAUAACACAUGAUGGCAAGGGUGCAUAUGAAGGGCUGCCGACCUCGCUCGCCGUGACCAGAUAUCAUUCCCUUGCUGGAACCCACUCAACAAUCCCUGACUGCUUGGAGGUAACGUCUUACGCCCAGCUGGGCGAGGACAGUAACAAGACCGUUAUCAUGGGCGUGAGGCACAAGCAGCUUGCUGUGGAGGGUGUCCAGUUUCAUCCUGAAAGUAUUCUCACCGAGUAUGGCCGAGGGAUGUUUAGAAACUUCCUCAAACUUACAGCGGGUACAUGGGAGGGUAACGGCAAACAAUCCAGCGCACAGAGUGGCGCUUCUGUUGUGACUGGGUUGGCUGCCUCGAAUACCACCCCGAAGGUAGACAAGAAGACAUCCAUCUUAGAAAAGAUAUAUGAUCACCGCAGGGCUGCUGUUGCCAUCCAGAAGACUAUUCCUUCGCAACGGCCCGCGGAUCUUCAGGCUGCUUACGACCUCAACAUUGCUCCUCCACAACUCUCAUUCCCUGCUCGUUUAAGACAAUCACCUUAUCCGUUGUCUCUUAUGGCUGAAAUUAAGCGCGCUUCCCCUUCCAAGGGUAUGAUCGCAGAGAACGCGUGUGCCCCUGCCCAGGCUAGAGAGUACGCCAAGGCCGGCGCCAGCGUUAUUUCUGUCCUCACUGAGCCAGAAUGGUUCAAAGGUAGCAUCGACGACUUGCGUGCCGUCCGCCAGAGCUUAGAAGGGGUUACGAACAGACCUGCAAUCUUGAGGAAGGAGUUUGUCUUUGAUGAAUAUCAGAUUCUAGAAGCCCGUCUUGCUGGGGCUGAUACUAUUCUGCUCAUCGUGAAAAUGCUAAGCGUUGAGCUUCUUACAAGACUGUAUCACUAUUCCCGCAGCUUGGGAAUGGAGCCUCUCGUUGAGGUUAAUACUCCGGAGGAAAUGAAGAUUGCGGUCCAGCUUGGAGCCGAGGUGAUUGGCGUAAACAACAGAGACUUGACAAGCUUCGAGGUUGAUCUCGGUACGACGAGUCGUCUCAUGGACCAGGUUAAUGAGAAUACUAUUGUUUGCGCACUUAGUGGAAUUUCCGGGCCCAAGGAUGUCGAGGCUUACAAGAGAGAAGGUGUCAAAGCAAUCCUUGUGGGAGAGGCACUUAUGCGGGCAUCUAACACAUCGGCUUUUGUUGCAGAGCUUCUUGGGGGGUCUUACGGGGAAUCUGCUCAAGCUUCACGAGCCUCGCCGUUAGUCAAGAUCUGCGGUACACGAUCUGAAGACGGAGCUCGGGCGGCUAUUGAGGCUGGUGCUGAUCUGGUUGGUAUUAUUCAAGUACAGGGACGAAAGCGAACUGUUUCAGACGAUGUUGCUCUUCGAAUUUCUCAAGUUGUGAAGUCGACAAAACGACCUGUCCCUCAUGCCGCUUCGACCACUCAAGGAACAUCACCUGCAGCCUCGGUUGAUUACUUUGAUCAUUCCAAUAAUGUUCUACGCCAUCCCAACCGGGCCCUGCUCGUGGGUGUGUUCCAGAAUCAGCCAUUGUCAUACAUCCUGGAGCAGCAACAAAAGCUGGAGCUCGACGUAGUUCAAUUACACGGUUCUGAGCCAUUGGAAUGGGCUAGGUUAAUACCGGUGCCUGUCAUCCGCAAAUUCGGUCUUGACGAGACUGGAAUUGCACGAAGAGCCUACCACACUUUGCCCUUACUUGAUUCUGGAGCUGGUGGCUCUGGUGAAUUGCUCGACCAAUCCGGUGUUCAAAACGUUCUGGACAGCGAUGCUGGCCUGCGUGUUAUCUUGGCUGGCGGAUUGGAUCCCACAAACGUUGCUGACACAAUUACGAAGCUAGGAAAAUCAGGUCACAAGGUUGUUGGGGUAGAUGUCAGUUCUGGUGUGGAGUCGGAUGGCGCUCAGGAUCCGAGUAAAAUUCAUGCCUUUGUACAGGCAGUGAGAGGACUUCAGCAGUAAUUCAUAGGCUUUUUGUUCUCAGAUACCAGCAACUUGUCACGGACCCGCAGCGAUGAUCAUGAAUGAGUUUCCUUUUGUCUUUUGAGCAAUGACUCAAUCUACACUUCAAUUUCGGGCUGCGAUUCACAUUUAGUUUAUGAACUAGUUUUAAGAUACAACUAUCUCAAAUCAGAUGUGUCUAUAGUCAAGAUUGCGAACUAUGCUCGAGCUCUCACUUUCAAAUCAUCCCAGGAAUGCGUUCAUUGUUGAUAGUAUGACAUUUCAUGAAUCACCUCGUUCUAUAAACUCUUUCUCUACUCUCACACAACCUAGCUCUUCCACUCAGCAUAGCAGAUAAGUAGUUGUUGCCAGACCAUCUAGUUGCCUUCUCGAAUCCCAAGUGCUUUCCGACGAUCUACCUGUCCUGUUCCACAAACCAACCGCCUACCUAUAUUCAUACAGUCAAUAUGGGCAAGACUUUUGCAAAGGUUCACUUGUGCUCGGCUGGGAAGCUUGGAGACAGCGGUAAAAAAAUUCCGCAAUGGGUUCAAGCAAACGGGGGAAGGUAUUCUAGGAAAGUCACUCAAGAUGUGACGCACCUAGUUACAACCAAAGACGCCUAUAUGAACAACAUCCCU